UCAGUCUAUUUAUUCAAAGUGAACUGAGCUUUUGUGUUUCUGCAAAUAUUACUAUUACAAACUGUCAAACUUGGCUGAACUUCGGGAAACAUGGAACAAGUCGGGAACAAGUAUUUGUGCCAGGAUUAUUUCAGGCGUUUUUGGCUGUAGUUUAAUAAUCAGGCUUUGCAUUCUUCAAUGAACAUGCAAUUUGAGGAUGGUAUAUUCAUCAAAGAUUACAUCAGGAUGAUGGCGUAUAUGAUCGUGUUGUGUUUCACACUGGCAAUUUCAUUAUUAUUUUGGUUCCUUUCCAUAACUGCCAGCACAUACUAUGGUACUCUGCAGCCAGUAUCACCAUGGCGGUGGCUGUUCUCCGUGCUUGUCCCUCUUUUCAUCACAUUUCGAGCCUUUAAACGCAAGAAUCUUGAUCAUGGUGGUGCCAUAGGAGCGAUGCUGGUUGGCUUUGUUCUUACUAUGGCCAACAUGAGCUUUUUUGGAGCUUUGUUCACCUUUUUUGUCACGUCCAGCAAACUAACCAAAUGGAAGGGAGACAUCAAAAAACAAAUUGACUCAGAUUAUAAAGAAGGAGGCCAGAGGAACUGGUUGCAAGUUUUCUGUAAUGGUGGGGUUCCUACUGAAUUGGCCCUGCUCUAUAUGAUUGAAGUUGGUCCUGGAGAAAUACCUGUGGAUUUUGGGAAGCAAUAUUCCGCUUCAUGGAUGUGCUUAUCACUCUUAGGAGCCCUGGCUUGCAGCACAGGGGACACCUGGGCUUCUGAAGUUGGUCCUGUGCUUAGUAAGAGAAAACCCAGGCUCAUUACCACCUGGAAAGAUGUCCCAGCAGGUACCAAUGGCGGAGUCACUCCUGUUGGAUUAGUGGCCAGUGUUUUGGGUGGAGGCACAGUGGGAACAGCGUACUACUUCAUGCAGCUCCUGUUGGUAAAAGAUCUGCAUUUAGCAGUUCCUCAGUGGCCUAUCAUCUUGUAUGGAGCAAUAGCUGGUCUGUUUGGAUCUCUGCUAGAUUCAUUCCUCGGUGCAACCAUGCAGUAUUCAGGAUACGAUGAAUCCAUUGGGAAGGUUGUGAGUUAUGAGUCACCGAGCGUUAAAAGAAUAUGUGGGAAACCCAUCCUGGACAAUAAUGGAGUGAAUCUGUUCUCUUCUGUACUCAUAGCACUAUUCCUGCCUGGGUUUGCUUGGAUAUUCUAGGCUAGGCACUGAAUUUUAAGUUUAAUUGUGUAUCAUGUCCCUUUUAAGAUAAAAAGCAGUUUAUGCUAAAACAAUGCCAUUACCAUAACACCAUGGAUUUUUUUUUUUUUUAAUUUAAUCAAGCACAAUUUAAACUCCCAAUGUCUUUGUUUCUACGCAUUGUAUUGAGGCUUUCAAAAUUACUUUAAAGUUGAAAUGUGUAAUGUUAAAAUAUUUCACAUAGGAGAACAAAUAAAUUAUAUUAAUCUUGAAUUAUACUGACUCUCCAAGUAUUUCCUCUUGUGUGCCUCUAUGACUUUGGAAAGACUUGUGAUGGCAAAUAGGCAAAUAUUUAAGCAUUACAGCACGGUACACAGAGCUCAAAAUACUGUAAAAACCUGUCAAAGUCACAGACUACUAGAGCCAAGAAUAGUUUCUAGGCCACUACAGGUCCGAUCACUUCAUUACAUGCCCACUAGGCAAUUUUUUUCGUAGUCCAUUUCUUACAUAAUCAUUUUAAAUGAAUAGCGUUUUCUGUUUAUCACCAAAUGUAUGUGUCUCUGUGUAAGUGUCUAUGCCAUUUAUUACAGGUGUAGGUUCUGGUGUUUUGUGUAUGUCAGAGAUCAACACAUUCAAGUAUUCCAUUGGAAUGUAUGUGUACUUUGUGGAAUAAAGUACCCUUACACACAAAGCAUGCUAGGUUCUUCAGCCAUUCAACCAUCCCUUUCUGUUUACUGUCUUGAAUUAAAAAUAAUAAUUAUGAUUAUGAGCCAUUUGGUGAUUCUGAAUAUUUUUUUAAGUAUUUAUAUUUUGUUCCAGAUAUGUAAAAUAAUAGUGUUCAAAACUAACACUCGCCAAGCACCAAACGUGGGGUUGAAAUGGCUUUGGCAAGUAAAAUUGCAAAAAAAAGAGUAAAAUUUCAAGGAAGUAAAAUUUCUAAUUAAGAAAAUAACAUGCAUUACAGGUAAAGAUGGUAAUAGCUGCUCCUGCUCCAGGUUACCUAUGCAAACAUAUUUUACAUGUAGCCUAGAUGAUGUUUGGAUAUUACAACAAAACCAUAUACUAACAAAUAGCAUGUUUACACAGACCCAUAAUGACCCAUUCUGCUAUCACCUAAAAACACUGGAGCCUCAACUGCUUGUCACUGCAUUUAUGUACAUUUACUUUAGUUUGGAAUCUGAUUUAAGAUAGGAAGGCAAAUGUGGUCAAUUGGAACACGCCUAUGGUGUGCUACAUGGAUGAUGUUUUUGUGUAGGCCAAACCUGUGGAUCCUUCAAAAAGAGACACGGCAACAAUCACUAAAGUAAAAGCUAAAGUUGAGCUAUAUGCAAACUACACCACAGUUGUGUAACUUAAACGACACCACCAUUAAAGCUUCUGACAACUCUUUCAAUCUUUAAAAACAUGUUCAUUGAUCCACUGUGCACUUCUUAUAUUGUGGAUGAGUCUGCCCCCCAACUUUUUUUGGGAAUGUGUCCAAUGCUGUAUUAUUUUGAGAAAAUUCAGUUUGUUUACAUGCAUUUCUUUUAGAUUGUUUUUCUUUGAUGUUGAAUAAUGAUGUUUUACUUGGCUUCUGUAGUUUACUUUUUUUUUUAAAUAAAUGUACCUCCAAGAAC
Molecule: messenger RNA, 2777 nt
Organism: Sinocyclocheilus rhinocerous
Lineage: Eukaryota; Metazoa; Chordata; Actinopteri; Cypriniformes; Cyprinidae
Product: transmembrane protein 19-like
Exons: 7
Coding region: 178-1182 (334 amino acids)
Cellular component (GO): membrane
Source: RefSeq, a predicted model, not a curated record